Malaclemys terrapin pileata is the source of this 948-nucleotide messenger RNA. Its product is annotated as olfactory receptor 6N1-like. The record is from RefSeq and is a predicted model, not a curated record. Bases 1 to 948 code for a protein of 315 amino acids. Lineage: Eukaryota; Metazoa; Chordata; Testudines; Emydidae. Gene Ontology annotation, molecular function: G protein-coupled receptor activity; olfactory receptor activity. Gene Ontology annotation, biological process: G protein-coupled receptor signaling pathway. The transcript has a single exon. Gene Ontology annotation, cellular component: membrane.
AUGGAGAGUCCAGAGCAGGGAAACCAAACGUCCAUCACAGAAUUCAUCCUCCUGGGAUUUGGAGAUCUCCAGGAACUGCAGAUCCUUCUCUUCCUGCUGUUCCUAGUGAUCUACAUUGUGACCGUGGCAGGGAACAUCCUUAUCAUUGUGUUAGUUGUGACUGAUCAGCAUCUUCACACCCCCAUGUACUUCUUCUUGGGGAACUUGUCCUGCUUGGAGACUUGCUACACCUCCACCAUCCUGCCCAGGAUGCUGGCUGGUCCCCUGACUGGGGACAGGACUAUUUCAUUCAAUGGGUGUGUCACACAAUUUUAUUUCGUUUGUUCUCUAGUUGCUACAGAAUGUCUUCUCCUAUCGGUGAUGUCUUAUGAUCGAUAUUUAGCCAUAUGCAAUCCACUGCACUAUGCAACCCAUAUGAGUCACAGGUCUUACCCGAAGCUCGCAGGUGGCUGUUGGAUAGGUGGCUUCCUAGGUAAUAGCAUAAAUAUGUUCUCAAUGUCUCAGUUAACAUUCUGCGGCCCCAAUGGUAUUGACCAUUUCUUUUGUGAUCUCAUCCCCCUUGUAAAACUCUCCUGCAAUGAUCCUCACCUCAUGGAAAUGGUGACUUUCACACUCACCUUGCUUUUCUCACUGGUCCCAUUCAUACUUACCUUGAUGUCCUACAUCUGCAUCAUUGCCACCAUCCUGAGAAUCCCGUUCACCACCGGGAGGCAAAAGGCAUUUUCCACCUGCUCUUCCCACCUCAUUGUGGUGAGCAUUUAUUAUGGAACUCCGCUGAUUGUCUACAUGUUCCCAACCACCAACAUUCUGAGUGACUUCAAGAAAGUUCUGUCUGUCAUCUACACAGUUCUGAGUCCCCUGGUCAAUCCCCUAUCUAUCAAUCUACUGCCUAAGAAACAAAGUGGUCCAGGAGGCCCUGAGGAAAGCUUGCAGGAAAUUCAAGUUUAG